AUGAGCCCGAAAGAGUUUCAGCAUAUUUACUAUCUGUCGGAUUGGAAGUCCAAUUCGACCUCGACGUACGGCAGACCGCGCAGGGGCCAAUUACGGGCUCUACUUCCGAUUAUCGCAGCCUGCCCAACCUACGGUAUCGCUGACAAGAACCCUAACAACCCCUUUGAUUCCACUGCGAACCAAUUUCGAUCUCGCCUGCGGCUUCUCAAGGCCUGGAUGCUCGCCUUGAAUCGUCGCUAUCAGGGCCCACUACCGACAGAUACGGUUCCGCGGAUUCCUAAGCGUUGUUGCCGAUUUGAUGAAAUGAGCAAUGUUCGAGAACCAUUUUGGGGUUUAUAUGCUCGCGAAGCUGUGUCGUUCAUAAGAGUGACGAUCUACAUCUUUGUGUCUGUGGUAUCUUCUUUCGCCUUCUGUCUUUGCAUUGAUUUUCAAUACGAUGUAUUGUUCCUCUACAUUCUGUAA
Messenger RNA from Colletotrichum lupini, 462 nucleotides. RefSeq lists its product as uncharacterized. Lineage: Eukaryota; Fungi; Ascomycota; Sordariomycetes; Glomerellales; Glomerellaceae. The coding region runs from base 1 to 462 and encodes 153 amino acids. The record is from RefSeq and is a predicted model, not a curated record. The transcript is spliced from 3 exons.